CUCACGUAACAAAAGUGUUGCAAAAUGAGCGCCCACCCGUUUCUGAAAACCCCCAAGGUGGAGUCGGAUGCGAAGCACGACGAAAGCAUCGGCGGGGAAGCCCACUAUGACGGCGGUGAUGCCCAGACAUCCGAUACAGAACUUCAGCCGAGGAGCGAGCAAGAAGAAGCCUUAGUCGCUCUCAUUGAACACCGCACCAAGGAGGUUAUUCAUCUCCGACAGCGCAUCUCGUAUUAUAAAUCCCAGCUUAAUGAAGCAGAGAGGAGACUAGAUGAGACACAAGUGAAGCUGGGUCGCCUUCGUGGCCAUGACAGUAGUACAACAUCGAAGAGUUCUUAUGACAAUGGCUUGAAGGAUGUAAAAUCCAAUCGGAGAUCCUCGAGUCCUGCCUCCUGUAGUGAAGAUACUAAAAACCUUGUUGAGAAUAAACCACAAGAGAAGGGUAUUUCACUCAGACCUUUAGAGCAAAAAUCAGCUGGAAACCAACCUCAGAGUAAACCACAGCUUGUAAUUCCUACUUUGAAACCAAAAGCUUAUCAACCAACUAAGAUGGUAAAGUCUGAACCUAAAAUUGUUGCUAGUAGUCCUGGUUCUUUUUCUGGUGAGCCAGCAUUUCCUCACAGUUAUAGUAUGACAAAGAUAAAGGCAGGAAAAAAUAUGAGGAAAUCUUCUGAGAAGGAAGCGGUUGAUGCUCAAAGUAGAGGCAUAAAAAGAAAAUUUGAGCAGAAAGAACAGAAAGAUCUGGUUUCUAUAAUUCGCACAUACUCUUCACCCAACACUAUCCGGUGUCAUACAUGCUCUAAUAUCUCAAGUCAACAUAAAAGAAAGCUCAGAAGUCUUGUGCUAUGCCCAACGAGUGAGCAACUGUUUGCCACGAGCGCACUGGAUGGACUUGUCAACUUGUGGCAGAUUCAGAGAGAAUCAACUGCCAAUCUUCUGAGUACUACUGAUUGCUUUUCACCAAAACAAAGGAGAUGGCCAGAAGAUAUAGCCUGGCACCCUGAUGGGGGUGCUAUAUUUUCAGCUUAUGGUGCCGAUAAAGGCGAAACCCAGAUUUCAAUUCUUAAUUUGAACAAAACGAAAGAGAAUCGCAUUAGUUUCUUGGAAGCAAAGCCACAUGUUAAAGGCAUCAUCAACAGCAUAGUGUUCAUGCCGUGGGAAGAUAUCUGCUUUGUUACUGGUGGUAGUGAUCAUGCUGUAUUCUGUUGGACUGAGAUAGAAGAGGAAAAGUUGUGGAAGCAUAAAGCAUUGCAUAGAACUGAGCAUACGUCAUCUGUAACAGGAGUCGCUGGUAUGCAGCAUAAGAAAAUUGUGAUGUCUGUUGGAGCUGACAAGAGGAUCAUUGGAUAUGACAUGCAAGCUGGAAGAGCUGGCUAUAUCCAUCAAAUUGAUAGCAAGUGCAUGAGUAUUUUGCCCAAUCCAUGCGACUUCAACCUCUUUUUGGUUCAGGCUGGGACAUUAGAGAAGCAGCUUCGACUGUUUGAUAUCAGAGCAAAGCAAAGAGAGGUCCAUGCAUUUGGGUGGAAGCAAGAAAGCAGUGAUUCACAAUCAGCUCUCAUAAAUCAGGAUUGGUCUCCUGAUGGUUUGUACAUCACAUCCGGAUCGGUUGAUCCUGUCAUCCACAUAUUCGACAUAAGGUACAACUCUCACAAACCUUCACAGUCCAUAAAGGCCCAUCAGAAGCGUGUCUUUAAAGCUGUUUGGCACCACACUCUCCCACUCCUAAUAUCCAUCUCAUCCGAUCUGAACAUCGGAUUACACAAGGUCAUCUGAGUUGCUGUGAAAAAAUCAUCUCUUUGUAGUCUGCCCAACGCUUUCAAUUUGCAAAUUGUAUCCAUGAAUUCUCUAAUCGGAAAAACCACACACACAUCAAAGUAGAUGAUCACUGACUUAAUACUGAAAGUACUCCUUUUCCUCCACAUGAUGGAGCUCUUCCCAACGCGUUUAAUGCGCUAGCACUGAGCUCCACCCCUCAGCUGAACAUGUGUAACUUUGGCUCUUUUGUAUGGCUACAAGUUGAAGUUAACUAAGUAUGUACACACUUUCGUUGUCAUUUUCGUUUUCAUGUGUGUUUGUG
Messenger RNA from Cuscuta europaea, 2077 nucleotides. Lineage: Eukaryota; Viridiplantae; Streptophyta; Magnoliopsida; Solanales; Convolvulaceae. The record is from the annotation of a GenBank genome assembly.